ACCCUGUGCCCCAAAAUCCUCGUAGUAAUUUAGUACGGCCGUGGACUCUUAAUUAAAAGCCGCCGCAGCCGAGCUUACCUUUCCUAAACCCCACGUCACCCAAGCGAGUGGCGCCGAGGCUUCACACCUUGCCGCACCGGAUUGCCUCCUCCUCACGGCGGGGGAAACCUGGCAGCCACAGGGUCGUACAGCGAGUUUUACAAAAAAUAAUUUUUAAUUAAAUAAAAUAUUAUAACGAUGGUCGAACCGGCGAGCGCCCUCUCUGUUCGAUAAUAAACACACUUUCUCCACAGGCGAAGCGAAGAAAGCUAACUAUGCGCACUGCGCACCCGUCCGACUACGAUCUCGUCGGAGACGGCCAUGGCGGCGCGCGACUCGCAGGCGAGCAUGUACCGACUGCUGCUGGACCGGUGCCGGAGCUUGGAGGCCAGCCACGUCAGACUCAGAGCCGAGUUCCGUGAGCUGCAGCACCACAACGGGAAGACCGAGGAGGAGGAGGAGGAUGAGGUGCUGACGUCAGAGUUCUCGGUUCCGCACCUUGUCCGGGGGUUCUUCCUGUCCGGGAGUCCGUACCGGAGCAUACUGGACAACAUGGGCCAGGCCGUCCACGUCUGCACGGCCUCCGCCGGAGAGAUCCAGUACUGGAAUCGUGCGGCUGAGAAUCUCUAUGGAUGGAAGGACUAUGAAGCCCUUGGACAAAGGGUUGCUGAGCUCCUCAUUGCUGAAGAGUACUAUGCACCUUUAAAGAGAAUCAUGGAAAGAUUGAAUAUUGGCUUAUCAUGGUCUGGUCAGUUUCCUUUCAAAAAGAGGUCGGGAGAGAUAUUUAUGGCAAUGGUGACAAAAAGCCCAUUGUAUGAGGAUGGUGAGCUUGUUGGUAUCAUCACUGUUUCAAGUGAUGCGGCAUUGUUUAAUAGAAUUGAAGCAGAAAAUCUGGGAACAUCCAAGGAUCAUGCCAAGGGCCAACAUAAGGGAUGGCAGUUGAACUGGAACAAGAGCCAAUUACACCCUGGCCGGCCACCGGUCGCACCAGUGCCACAGAUUGCAUCAUCUGUUUCCAAUCUGGCCUCCAAACUGCUAUCACGAAAUGAUGACAAUGGAUGCAAUCCAAGUGAGGUUAACAAGGCAAGGGAGAACUCUACAGCAGACACUGGAAAUGCUAACUUAGAGAAAGCUGGUACACUAGCGUCUAAGUUCUUGGCAAAGUUGAACAUUAAAGGAGCCAACAAAGGCGGGAAAGAAGAUUAUGAAACAUCUCAAAAAAUUGGCAGAAAUGAUGCUAAUCUAUUUAGCAAUGAAGUGACAAAGCAGCCUAAUUCCCCUAGAAAUUCAAACGCAUCAAGUGUAUAUGGGCAUAAGAAUCCGAUUGAUUUAGAUCAGAGUUCUGUCUUAGCCUCUUCAAGGGAGUGCAAUGAGUAUAUUGGGUUGCAUAGACCAAAUCAUCUAUUGCCAAAAUUACACUAUGCAAAUGAUCCGGGGCCUGAAGAAUGCAACUUGAAUGCUUCAGAGGUAGAAGAUGCAAUGCAAAAACAACCAGAUGGUCAACCAUUACCUAGUUCAGCAGAGAGCACUCGCAGCCCCAAUAGUUCAUCAAGCAAAGGGGUUAAUAAUUCUACUUCCAUAGGAGGUUGUGAGAUUCGUUGGGAGGACUUACAUUUGGGAGAGGAAAUUGGACAAGGUUCCUGUGCUAUUGUAUAUCGUGGAAACUGGAAUGCAUCGGAUGUUGCCAUUAAGGUUUACUUUAAAAAUGAAUACAGUGAGGGGGUUUUGCAUGACUACAGAAAGGAGAUUGAUAUAAUGAAAAGAUUGCGGCAUCCUAAUGUGCUGCUAUUUAUGGGAGCAGUAUAUUCACAAGAACGUCUAGCUAUUGUCACAGAGUACCUACCUAGGGGAAGUCUUUUCAGACAACUUCACAAAAACAAUCAAGCAUUGGAUAUUAAACGACGUAUGAGGAUGGCCCUUGAUGUUGCGAGAGGUAUGAAUUACUUGCAUCGUAGAAAUCCACCUAUAGUUCACAGAGACUUAAAAUCGUCUAACUUGCUGGUUGAUAAGAACUGGACUGUCAAGGUUGGAGACUUUGGUCUGUCGAAGUUAAAGAACGCAACCUUCUUGACUGCAAAAUCUGGGAGAGGAACACCUCAGUGGAUGGCACCUGAAGUCCUCCGGAAUGAACCUUCAAAUGAGAAGUCUGAUGUAUUUAGCUUUGGUGUCAUCCUUUGGGAACUAAUGACUGUAUCGGUCCCAUGGAAUAACCUCAAUCCCUUGCAGGUUGUUGGAGUUGUAGGCUUCAUGGAUAGAAGAUUAGACAUACCAGAAGGCCUCAAUCCCGAAAUAGUAUCCAUUAUUGAAGACUGUUGGCGUAGUGACCCAGGACAGCGUCCAUUGUUUGAAGAUGUGAUUCAGAGAAUGAAGGACUUAGUUAUCAAAGUUGAAGCAGCUUCAGUAAGAAGAAGUUCAAACCCUUGAAUUAGUAGUGAUUUAGGUUACACUUUGGGAUAUACCUUUCUGCUAAUCAUUAAUAAACAGUUGAGAAAGGGGCUGAUCAGAUCAACUGUCUGACACAUAAUGGUUCGAUUUUCACUGCAAUUGUAUUCAUCGUUCAAGUGGAAACGAGGGAAAGAAACUCCCUGAAAUGUUGCCCAGUACAUAUUUAUCUUUCGCUACCGUGAUUACUAUUUCCUUUUUCUAUUCCUUCGCUA
Molecule: messenger RNA, 2696 nt
Organism: Rosa chinensis
Lineage: Eukaryota; Viridiplantae; Streptophyta; Magnoliopsida; Rosales; Rosaceae
Product: probable serine/threonine-protein kinase DDB_G0267514
Exons: 14
Coding region: 361-2463 (700 amino acids)
Biological process (GO): protein phosphorylation; regulation of DNA-templated transcription
Molecular function (GO): ATP binding; protein kinase activity
Source: RefSeq, a predicted model, not a curated record